GCAUCUGACUGGAGGCAGGAAGUGCCACGGUCUCUCAAACAGGCUACACAAUUCGGAUGUGAAUUUGCAAAGCGGCUGCUGAAGGCCUUUUUAAAUCUGGUUAUCACUGGAAAUAUUUUUGCACUCGAAUGCGUCUCAGCCGAACGCGGCGUUCAGUAGAAACAGCAUUUUUGUUCGUGUAAAAUGUAGUUUAAGAUAAUAAUUAGCCUCUAAAUAAGAUGAAAAUCUGAAAAAGCAUGCAGGACUGGUUGGCAGACUGAGGGCCGGUGAAUGGAGGUCACCGCAGACACAGAGUGAGUCUCAGCGGUGAGAUAGAGAGGGGGAGAGGGAGGACGGACAGCGGCCAGCCGCCUUCAAAAAUGGCGUCUCCGGAGGAAAAUGAGUAAAAAAUAUUAAAACGAGGCCUGUUUUCUUUACACUUCCUCGUUCGGUAUUUAUGUUUUUUCGUACUCUGGUUGUAUUUCGCCCGGUUCGAGCAAACUCGUCGUCGCUUUUACUUGAAUGGCUAAAGAAAGCAGAAAUCAGAGGAGCGAGCAUUUAGGGAAAUAAAGGCAGCCCUGUUUUAUUUUGAUGCGUCGUUACUGACAGCUAGCAUCUGCUGCUAGCCCACAGCUCUGCUCCGGAGGGGGUGGGAACGAUUUGUAUUCAAAGGAAAAAACGAUUUUUAAAUUGGGGUUUUUCUUUGCUCGUCUAUGGGGAGUGAUUGCUACCAACGUGGCCCGUCGAUUACAAUCUUUUCUGGUGCUAGCAUCGUAGCAAAGACUAGCCCAAAGAAAGGGGAGGAGAGACAGUGAAAAAGGACGCAUUCAAAUCAAAUGUUUAUCAGCAAUUCGUCCAUCACUGGCCAAAUCCGCGGCAUCUUCAUCAUGACCAUGACUGUUUUUGGACUAAAUCUGCAUUCGUGGAAAUGAUAAAUGUGAAAGGCGUAGGAAAAGGAGAAAGACUGGCUUUUUUUGGAGGUGGUUGGAUUAUAACCCCGUAGACCCCCCUCUUUUUUCAUCCAGCUUUCUCCUCCUCCCCUCCAUUUCUCUUUCAAUAUGCUGUUUUCCACUCCUGAGGACUUGCUUAUGAAACCGGGGAAAAUAGCCUGAAACCGAGAACGGGAAAGACUGGAUUUUUUUCCGUAAUCUGCUCUGCGACGUUCUCGUUGCUUUCGUCCUCAUCGCACACAUUAUACACCACAUAAAUGGAUAGAAAUUACCCGGGAACAGGAUUUGGUGAUUUGGGCGCAGGAGCAGGAUGGAGUUACGAGAGAUCGGCAAAAGCAAGUCUUGUAUAUGGGAGUUCCAGAUCAUCCCACCCUGAGUCUGAGCUCCUUCACCGACAAGCCUACGCCACCCCUCACCCUCUGCAGGGCUAUGCCACCAAUCACCACCCAGGGAGCUCUGGCCAAGGCGGGGCUUGGGGAGCAGCUGGACGGAGUUUGGGUCUGUCGGGGCUCUUUGACACUGGCCUGCACCAUGCCAGCCCCUCUGCCCCCGAUGCCUCCGUCAUGAAUUUGAUCUCAGCCCUGGAGUCUCGGGGUCCCCAGCCUCCGCCCUCUGCCUCUUCGCUUCUUUCCCAAUUCCGCACGCCAUCCUGGCAGACAGCGAUGCACACACCUGCUCCUCCUGAACUAUUCAUCUCCGGAGCCCUUCCUGGCUCUGGCUCCUUCCCCUCCUCCUCAGCUCUCUCAGCCUAUCAGCAUCCAGCAUCGUUCUCUGGCCGCUCUUUCCCUACAGCCUCCCUUUCCCUCCAGGACACGCCCACGUUUAGUCCCACAUCUAAUGGCCUCCUCUCCCCACAUGACCCCCUACUACACAUCAAGGCCCCUUCCCAGUCUAGCCUGGGUUUUGAUAGACUGCUGUCCUCGCAGGGUGCUGCAGCAGCUGCCUAUAGGGGCAGCCAGGAUCCCACGAGUGCCACAUCAGCCCAGGCGUCCUCUGCCAGGCACCUGCAGUCACACCAGUUCAACCUGCUGUCAUCACAGCUCCAGGACCAGUCGUCCCAGCUGUACAAUGCAUCAGUCUUUUCCUCAGCCCAGCCCCAGCCUCAGUCCCAGUCCCAGUCCAAUUCGGCUCAGGAACGGGCUGUUCCCCGGCAGGACAGCGUUAUCAAGCACUACCAGCGGCCCACGCCAGCUCAGUCACAGCUCUCAUCCUCUGCUGCCCACUCCCUUCAGCACUACCUCAGCUGUGGAGGGGCGGGGUACCAGCAGAUUGCCACCCACCACAGGCAUGCUGGCCUUUCCUGCAGCCCACUGGGUGACCAGAGCCCCUCAUCUGACCACAAGUCAACCUCUCGCACUGAGCAGUAUCGGCCAAUCAUCCAGCCACCCUAUUCCUCCUCCUCCUCGUCUUCUUCCUCAGCUGGGAAAGGUACCAAAAGCAGCUCCAGCAGUGGCUAUUCUUCUGCCAGUUCAGCGUCAUCCUCAAGAACUCCCCACACACCCCCUUCUGCUUCCUCUACCUCCUCUUCAUCCUCAUCUUCUUCUGCCACCUCUGGGGCUCAUCCUUCCAACUCAAUCCCCACCUCCAGCUCCAGCGCAGCCCCUUCCAGGCAGCAGCCACCCCCUCAGCCAGCGCCUCCUCCCCCGGCCCCACAGCAGCCACCUGCCACCUCCAGUUCAGCCCCCCAGUCUCUCUCCAAAUCUUGCCUCUCAGGCUAUGGUUCUCCUGUGCCCCCAGUGAAGACUCCCAACUCUGCUCUUACUGGUCAGACCCCACCCCAACAACAGACACAAUCAUAUUCCCCUAAUCAGCCCCCUACUUCCCACCUGGCUCAGUCCUACGGAGGCUUUAGUUCACCACAAGCCCAAGACCUGAGCUCAGGUACAGGUGGAAAAGGCUAUGGGAGUUUAGGAGGGCGAAGCCAGUCAUACCCCACUGAUAUAUAUGGAGCUGACUCCACCUAUGGUUCACUUCCAUCCUCUCUGGGUGGAGCUGGAAGCCCAUCAUUAGGCUACGGAGCCCCAGGUCACUCCCCUGCCCUUUUAAGGUCAAGUGGUUCAUCAGGCAGUGGAGCAUCUGGGGGAGGAAGCAGUAGCGGCGCAGGAAAUGGGAACUCUGGGUCAGGAGGAGGAGGGGGGAAUAGUAUGACCAAUGAGAGAGGUGGAGGUGGUAGUGGUGGAGGGUCUUAUCAUAUUCCAGACUCUAGCCCCUCUCCAUCAGGCAACUCCGGCAUCAUCCGUCCAGGGUUGCACUCCCCAGCGCCCAGCUGCCCCACACAAUCUCCAGGAGGUCCAGGCUCUAAUAAAUAUAUUUCUUCAGUUCUCUCCCCCACCUUCCUAGCCUCUCCACAGGGUUACCCUGACACUAGAGGUCCAAGCUCCCAACCUCAGUCCUAUCAUUCCACCUCUUCGAAAACAAAGGACACUUCCAUGCUAGGAGUGGGCUCUCAGAGAUCACAAGAGGAAGUAGAUGACGAUGACGAGUUCUUGAUCCAACACCUGCUGCAGGCACAAGCAAGUCCCGCUCCCCAGGCUGCUCAUCACCAUCCUCAACAACAACCCCAACAGACAUCCCAACAAACACAGCCUCAGCCCCAAUCAGUGCCCCCAACCACUGAUUCAGGCAAAGGGCUGAGCUAUGACAUGGAUAAGAGCUCUGAGGAGAGGUACCACCCCCAGAGUGUCAUACGUACCCACAGUGCCACAUCUACUGGUAAUGCAGGGUCUGGAGCGUCCAUCUCAGGGCUGGAAAACCAGCUGGAGAUGUCACUAAAGAAGCAACAACAUCAACAACAACAACACCAUCAUCAACAACAGCAGCAGCAGCAAAGGAACGAGAGGUCUGUUGGAAGCAGCAGGGGCAGUGGAGGAAGAGGCAGCGCUGAACAAGUGCACUCCCAUCUCCAUCACCAUGACAACCUAGGCUCGGUUGUCCACUAUGGGCGGGGUGACCCGUACAGUCAACACUCCCUUGCUCCCCAACACUCCUCACAUGGUCAGCAUGUGUCCUCGCACUCACAGAUACCGUCCCACACCCAAAUGGAGCUCCAAAAGAAGCCACAGGAGCGCGCUGAAAUCCCUUAUCCUCGGAAAACACCGGAGGUCCAGCAACAGCAUUCCCAGUCUCAAGCUGCUGCCUCCCUCAUGGACUCUCCUACCGAUCAGUCUCGUCAGCCACCACAUCUGCUACAGUCAGUGCUGUCCCACACCACCCGCAACAAACUUGAGCCUCAUCAGCAGCACCACAAGAUGGACUCUCACCAACAACAUCAACAACAGCACCACAAAAUGGACUCUCAUCGGCAACAUCAGCAACACCCAAAAAUGGACUCCCACCCUCAGCAUCAACAGCACCAUAAAAUAGACUCUCAUCCCCAACAGCAGCAGCACUCUAUCAGUCAACAGCAAGCUGUAAUGGAAAGUGGUGGGACACUUGGCUCAAGUAAACACCAGGCUCAGUCUCAGUCCCAAACCACCCAGCUCCAGCUUCAACUCCAGUCCCAGGCUUUGGAGGUGGCAGCGGCUCACUACAACCACGGGCCCCCUCCACAUCAGCAUGAGCAGAGCCAGGUUAAACAACGGUCAGUGGUGUCUUCUUUGGACAUGCUGGAGCGCUCCCUUUCUCAGACCUCCAGCACAGAUGUAGCUGUUGCAGAGGACCGACGCGGUGGAGCAGGCAGCGGGGGAAGGAGUGGAGGUAGCAGUGAGCGCCACAGACAGCAGCAGGAGCAGCAGCAGCAGCAGCAGAGGCAGCACCCAUCCCACCAUCACUCACAGCAACACUCAGCCUCUGAGCUCCACUCCUUCCUCUCGGAGCCCGAUAUCGGCUUAUCCACCCCGCCUCACAUGCACCACCUUUCACAGCACCACCCGCAGCAGCAACAGCAGCACCCCAGCUCUCAACACCAACAAACCCACUCUCACCACCCUCACUCUCAGCAGCCCCCACACCCUCACCACAUACCCCCACCAUCUGCCUCAGCCCACUCCCAGCCUCAGCCUGACCCACAGCAGCCACUCUCAUCCCAGCUCACCCCUCAGCAGAGCCAGCUGGACCAACAGCGCUCCGAGCAGCACCAGUUUGACACGGUCAGUCCAGUGGAGAAAGCCGACCAGAAUCAACAAAGUAACCGCUUUGUACCCCUAACUUCCAUCUGCUUCCCGGACUCCCUUCUUCAGGAUGAGGACCGCUCCUUUUUCCCAGGAAUGGAAGACAUGUUUUGUGCAGAAGACUACAAGUCAAGCUGUGCUGGAGGUGCAGGACCAGGACAGGAAGAGAUGAAUGAAAGCCACACUGGGCAAGAGGGAAUGGAUUCCAUGAAAGGUGGACCGGGGGGAGGUGGAGCAGGGGGAAGUAGUGGAGCUAGCUAUGACAUAAUGGGUCACCAUGGUGGAGAUCAAGGUUAUGAACCUUACUGUCAUGGUCUGGAAGAACCCAGCAACAACACCAUGACUCUGGAUCUAGACUCGCUUAAAACCCACGAGCUCCCAUCCACUGUGAACACUGAACAGCUAGGAUUGAUUCAGUCCCAGGCCCCAGCUAUGGGCAUGGGCUCCAAUACUGCUGCUCCCAACAACUCAGGAGCUAAACUGUCUUCUGGGCCUGGAGGAACUAGCCAAGGAGCUGGUUCUGGAGGCCUCCAAUCUCCCAUUUUCUGCUCAUCACGUCCCAAGAAACUUCUCAAGUCCAGCUCUUUCCACCUGUUAAAGGAGCGCCGGGACCCCAACACACUGCCGAAGAAAAGUUAUGCUCAAGAAUAUGAGUUUGAAGAUGAUGAGGAUAAAGCUGACCAGCCAGCUGACAUCCGGUUGAACAGCCGGAGGCUCCCGGACCUAUUGCCGGACUUGGUGUCGAGCUGCAGAAAGGGAGGAGGAGGAAGUGGCUCACUCAGCCCUCUAAUGAGUGACAUUGACUUUUACCACUCCUCUGGCUACUCCGCUAUGGGUUCACACUCUCUUCUGCCUCAGGAUGGACCCAAGAAGAGGGGCCGAAAGCCCACUAGACCCAAGAGAGACGGCCCCCCUAGGCCAAGAGGCAGGCCUCGCAUUCGCCCGAUGCCUGAGCCCUACACUCCACGAGGGAUGAUGGGGGAGAUGGGUGGAACACCAACAGGAGGGGGAUUUAGUGUGGAGGGACGAGGUAGGGGUAGGGGCCGUGGAAGCCGAGGUAGAGGACAAAGGAGGGAGGAUAUGUACAUGGAAAUUAGCGGGAAGGAGCAGGAUCAGAUGCACCACCAUCACCUCCAUCAGCAGCAGCCACAGCAGCUCCAUCACCAGCCCCAACAGCAGCUACACGAGCCAAUUCCUCCUCUGAAGAUCAAGCUACCAAUUGGUACCCUGUCCUCAUCCGAUGCCUUGCUGAGGACGGACUCCUUGUCUGGCACGGACCCUGCUUUGUCGGACGGCUCAGUGGGCUCCGCUCCCUCACUUGGUUUAAGUCCUGGACCCCCCUGCAACACUGAAAGCAACAGAUGUCAGGACAAGAACAAGCAGAAAAACCAGAUGAUGAGUGAAGGAGUGGAUGAUGAGGGGCUGGAGGAAAGGGGCGAGGAGAAGGACUCUGAGUCCAAGGCCGGCUUCGUCGCUUCAUUCUUGGACUUCCUCAAGACAGGGAAGAGACCUCCAGGCUUGGACAUUUCACCAGGAAUGGAACCUGACAAUGGUGAGACCUGUAAAUCGGGAGGUUUGCGCCCACUCUCUCCCGCACCUCCUCCUCCACCACCGCCACCUCCAUUCGGGGACAGCGAAGGGAACGGGGGUCUGGCUCUGGGCAACUGCCCCAGCCCCAAGCGCUUGGAAGAUGAGCUGAAGAGGAACCUGGAGACCUUGCCCUCGUUCUCCUCUGAUGAGGAGGACUCCGUUGGAAAGAACCAGGACCUCCAGAAGAGCAUCUCCUCAGCCAUUUCUGCUCUGUAUGACACUCCUCAGCUAACCUCUAACAUCCAAACCCAGCUACCUCCUUCCCCUCCCCAGCCUCAGGCUACCCAGUCCCCACUUACUCCCACACUGCAGCCCCCCACGCUUAGCCCACAGCCUACCAUGCAUACGCCUCACAUCUUGCCCCAGUCCAACGAACCUGAUGUCCUCCAGCCAGAAGAUAGAGACAUGGAUGAGAACAAAGAGGAGGAGAAUGAGGAGGAGAGGAGCAUAGGAGGAGAGGAAGAGAGUGACAUGACAGAGGAGAGAGAGCCACAGCUGGAAACCCUGGGUACCCCCAAUCUCGAUGCGCCCCUCCCUGAGAUUCCUCCAGAGCCAGAAGCUCCUGAACCUCCCUCUGUCCCUCCAUCUCCCGCCUCAUCCUCGUCACCUUCUCACUCCCCCCUCCCUCCCCUCUCACUCCCCUCACCCCUGCCUCCACCAGAGGAACAACAGGAGAAUUCCCAGCCUCCAAGCCCCGUCGCUGCCACAUCCCCCUCUCCGCCACCUCCCCCAUCCGCCACUCUCCCUCAGCCUGCCACUCCGCCUCCUCCGACUUCCCCUCCUCCUCCAUCUUCAGUUCAGAAGGAGUCUCCCAUGCCAUCUCCAGAGUCCCCCGCCUCUCCUGAAGAGCCCCCCGCUCCUAAGAUCACCUCACUGCACCUUGCCCAGAAGCAAGAAGAUGCUGCCAUCGCUGGAGAGAGUGAGGAGGAUGAGAGUGAGAGUGGAGGCGAGGGCAUCUUUAGAGAAAGAGACGAGUUUGUGGUACGGGUGGAAGACAUUCGAACUCUCAAGCUUGCCCUGCAGAUGGGCCGUGAGCCUCCACCCAUCUGGAGGGUGCAGAAAGCCCUGCUGCAGAAGUUCAGCCCAGAGAUCAAAGAUGGACAGAGACAGUUCUGCGCCACAAGCAACUAUCUUGGCUACUUCGGAGAUGCCAAGAGGCGUUACCAGCGAAUCUACGUCAAGUUUCUGGAGAAUGUCAACAAGAAAGACUAUGUCAGAGUCUGCUCUCGGAGACCUUGGCGCAGAGCCACACCUGCUCUAAGACGCCAGCCCCUACCCAGAAUGGCUUCCCCUCCUGCCACCCAGGUGCCACCAAAAGUAGAGAAAGAGGAGCGAGUGGCUCCGCCAGUCCAGCGUGAACAGAGGGAGAAAACAAGAACCACAACAACAAAAGAACAACGGGAGAAGAAGGAGGUUCCAGCUGCUGUGCCCAAAGCGAAGGAGAAAGAGAGGGAGCCUGAGAAGGAAAGGGAGAAGCGAGUACAGCCGCAGCAGGAAAAGGUGGAGAAACGUACCGCGGCAGCAGAGCGAGGUAGAGCAAAGGAGGAGAAGAAAGCGGUGGAGAGGAAGGAGAAGGAAAAGGCAGAGCGCCCACCCAAGUCCAAGCCGGCCAAAGUGAAGGCAGAGCCACCGCCCAAGAAGAGGAAGAAGUGGCUGAAGGAAAUCCCUUCAUCAUCUGACUCAGACUCAUCGGAGGAGGCAGCUAGUGAGAAUGAAAUGCCAGUGAAAGGCGGAGUGAACAACCGUGCCAUGAGGGAGAUGUUCAGGAGCUACGUGGAGAUGCUGGUCAGCACAGCCCUGGACCCUGACAUGAUCCAAGCCCUGGAGGACACUGAUGAUGAGCUGUACCUCCCACCGAUGAGGAAGAUUGACAGCAUCCUCAGCGAGCAGAAGAGGAGGUUGUUGAGGAGAGUCAGCAUGAGCUCUCAGCACCAGGAGAUCCUGCAUGCUUACCCCCAGAUCAUUGUAGACCCCCUGGACUCAGGAGUGGUGAGGGUGCGGCUAAGCGGGGAUGCUUACAACCGCAAGACCCUCAACAGAGUCAAAAAGUCCCUGCCUAAACCACAGGACCUUAAACUGUCAUCGGAGACGUAUCGGAUCUACAGUCUCUUCCACUCCCUGCAUCACUAUAAAUACCACACCUUCUUACAGUGCAAGAAAGAGACCAACACCAUUGAGCAGGCAGCUGAGGACCCGGGCCAAGAGGAAGUGGUGCAGCAGUGCAUGGCCAACCAGAGCUGGCUGGACACUCUCUUCAGCUCCUUCAUCGAGCUGCUCACGCUCAGCACCAAAGCCUGAGUCCACCACAAAAAUAAAGAGACAGAGAGAGCGAGAGAGAGAAAAUGGAUUGACGCAAAAGGAUAAAAAAAAAAAACUAAUCAAAAUGAAGAUACAAAAACAAAGAAAUGGAUCCUACUGUACAGCCCCCUGACCCUCUCAGAAUCUUAAAGAUCUGAGGAUGAAUUUUUAAGGCCCUUGACGAACAUAAGGGGGUCUGUUGAUGUGACCUCGGACACUGGCGUCUGUUCUUUUUCUUGUUGUUUAUCACAGACUAAAGAAUUGUCUUACUUUGUGAGAAGGGGGGACCCCACCAGAGACCGUUGGUGAAAAGGGAGCGACGCAAACUGGAAGGACAAAGAAGAGGAGCCGUCACGCCAAGUCAACGGAGGAGCCUCUGAGAUCUUGUAAACUGUGUGUCAUGAAGACAAUGGUUCAAAAGAGAAACUAUUACCACUUAGUUUUUACAUAAAUUAUUUUUUUGAAGACUAACAUCAGCUGUUGGCUUUUGAAAAGAGUGGAAGAGGGUGAGAAUGCUUUUUAAACUGCGUGUAGAGUGUGCUGUGAGCAGCGUGAACAUGGAUAGAAACAAAAUGUGUUUUUAAACGCUCUCUCUCUCUCUCUCUCUCUCUCCCUCCCUCUCUCCCUCUCCUGCGCUAUGUGAAGGGCAGCACCAGUCAGCUGUGUGAUAAUAUAUAAACACAUUUUUAUUAUUUAUAUGAGGAGGUUUUUAACUUAAACUCUCACAAGCGCUGGGUUGCUGCCCUAACAUUUAAAAAAAGUCUUAUUUUCCACAGGAUCAGUAUACAGUCGUAACCCACAUAUCCAAGCCGUCUUUCCCUCUAUACAAAAGAACAGACGGCGAAACAGAAAUAUUGUAUCAAAUACAGUGGGUGUAAAAUAACAGGGGAAAAGUAAGAAAAGAAAAAAAGAAGAGAACGGGGAGAAUCUAUUUGAAACUUAACAUUGUUGUGCUUCAGUUCAAUCAUCAGUCAUGCAGGUGCAAAGAAAAAAGUAAACUAUCCAUUUCCCAUGUGGGAGGAAGGAGUAUAAAUAAGUAAUAUUUAAAGAGGAAAUAGUCAUUUCAUUUUAUCAUUUGAUGUUUGUGCAUACUAUGACUUAUUUUGAAAACAAUCUAAUUUUCCAUAAAAAAAGGAAAAAAGGUGUGUAAAUAUUGUACAGUUCUUGAUGAAAUUCUUUGUCCUUCUGUACAUUAACUCCUGUAUUUGAGAAACAAAUAAAAUCUGCAAAGAACAAA
Messenger RNA from Perca flavescens (yellow perch), 10163 nucleotides. It is a transcript of the gene prr12a, whose product is annotated as proline rich 12a. Lineage: Eukaryota; Metazoa; Chordata; Actinopteri; Perciformes; Percidae. The record is from RefSeq and is a predicted model, not a curated record. Bases 1187 to 8926 code for a protein of 2579 amino acids. The transcript has 15 exons.